GGCACCAGUCUUCACCCCGGACGAUUCGAUGUCCUUUCUUACCCGACCGAAUUAUUCUCGCUUCCAGGCCGUGAUAUCUUUCGACCUCAUUUCUUCUUGCUCAGCUCUUGCUCAUGUUACCACUCACCAACAAACCUCCAAAUGAACUUCAACAUCUACUCAGGGAUGGAGCAAUUCAUGGCAAAGCUCCCUCCGUUGAUACCAGUCGGCGAAGAUGCCCCCGAGCAGCCAGACGAAGAAUCGGGGCAACAAAAUCCGGCGGACUCUAGUUGGACCGUCUACAGCCCGAACGUAUUAAGAGGUAAUCUGGACAACGAUAAGGACUACAACAACGACGUGAGGAUGAAUGUUGGAUGGAAUUCCGAGGUGACGGCGAAGCAGAGAGGGGAGAAAGACGCAGACAUGCCGUGGAUGUCAAAGUUCUAUCAACAGCCGUACAUGUUCCCGAGCGGGUGGGACGCAGAAGCGUAAGUGGGGGCCAUUCUUUUAUAAAUCCACUUGAUUUCUUCAGAGAAUACGUUUUAUCCUUCAACUUCAGUUCAACUUCAAUUGCUAAAAUGGUCGAAAGUACUCCUAAAGCCUCGGAUCACAACUCCAAUUAUCCGCAUCCCAGCCUCUCACUACCUCAUCCCACCCUGAGCCUUGACUUCCGCAUGUCUGUUACACUCAACCCCCGCAUUUCCGUUGGGCCGACGCCUCUUGGACACCGGAAUUGGAUAUCCUUUACAGGCGGCAGGUGGUCGGGGUCUUGGGGAUCUGGAAUCGUCUUGGUACAUCCCACUCAUCGAUCAUACUGACACUCUGCUCACGCGAAGUAGCCUGGCGGCCAAGAUAGCCAACUCAUCAUAGCUGAUGGUUCAGCCAAACUUGAAACCAAUUACAUUCUUGAAACUAAUGAUAAUCCUCCAGCACAUAUUGUCAUCAAGACGCAUGGCUGGAGGACAGGACCGCCAGAAGUUUUGGCCCAACUUGCAGAUCCAGAGUUGGCAGACAAAGUUGAUCCAAAUAGCUAUAAAUUCAGACUCUUUAUAGAUAUGGAGACGGGGGAUGAGAGGUAUCGAGAUCGAGUCAACUGUGGGAUGUGGGUUGGUAGUGGGAUGAGGAGAGGAGCAGAAGUCAUUUAUGAGUGAGUUGAGG
Molecule: messenger RNA, 1137 nt
Organism: Hyaloscypha bicolor E
Lineage: Eukaryota; Fungi; Ascomycota; Leotiomycetes; Helotiales; Hyaloscyphaceae
Exons: 1
Coding region: 354-797 (147 amino acids)
Source: RefSeq, a predicted model, not a curated record